Messenger RNA from Nicrophorus vespilloides, 984 nucleotides. RefSeq lists its product as uncharacterized. The transcript has 2 exons. The record is from RefSeq and is a predicted model, not a curated record. The coding region runs from base 362 to 964 and encodes 200 amino acids. Lineage: Eukaryota; Metazoa; Arthropoda; Insecta; Coleoptera; Silphidae.
GAAACCCUUCAACUAACAUCUAAAAUUAGAAUUGUUAGAUUUAUAUAAUCGAUUUUACUGAGAAUCGUUUAGUUUAGUAACAUCCUUAGAAUAAAUGUUAUAUAGAAAUUAACAGAUGAAGUUAUCCUAAUAGUUGUAGAGAACGAAAUAGAGGAAUUUGUGUCCGACUUAUGUAAUUAAAUGAAUACGUUUUAACAGAAAACUAAUUAUGUAGCGAGUGCCAAGUAUAUUUGUUAUCUUCGAGACCUAUUGGCGGUCGCGGCUUUGAUUUUAUAAAUAGCAUUUUUUAAAUUUGUUCCUGUUCAAUGCCGUCCGUCCUAUUUGAACAGUCGACGAGUAUAUUGUGCGAUUUCGACGCGAAAUGGUUAUGGAAGCGGAGAACAGUUUCAUCGAUGCGGUCGUGGACUUAUACAGGGCUAAAGAUUGGAGGUCGAUCGUGUUGUUGAAUGAACACUCCAACAACGAGGCCGCACUUCGAUUGCUCUGGGUAUGGCCCAGUCUCGAGAAUGUCGAAUUUAUUCGACGGACUUUGUGUGAGUCCAAUCUAUCCGGCAUGAUUUCAAUCGGUUGCGGUUGCGGACUAUUGGAGUGGAUUCUUCAGGAAGCCACUGGAUUUAAGGUGUUCGGUAUCGAAGUAAACGAAGAAUGGUGGAUCAGCAAAUACAGUAAUCCCAAAUUCAUUCCACAUCUAUACCCGACGGCGGAGGAGCCUAACCCAGUUCUGAAUCCAAAUUUUGCUUUGCUGUUUUGCUAUUUUAACGACGGGCAAGCCUUUAAGGAAUAUGUGGAUCGGUACGAAGGAUGUCUGAUAGUGAUAAUAGGACCUGGUGAAGGGAGAGGAACUCAUACAGAUCCAGAACCAUUCAAGCCAGAUUUUGGUAUAUAUAGUCGCUGGAAUCUGCUUAGCUUCCAGGAGGUGAAAACUACUAAAGAUUUUAUAGCAGUUUAUCAAAGACAGCAGUAAAGUAUAGCGAAUUAUAUAUU